CACCAUUUAAGAAUGGUCAGAAAACGCGACUGGUAGUGUGGACUCUGGCCCUCUAUAAAGAGGCGGUCGUACCUCUGUUUUUCUCAAUUUUCUUCGUUCAGCCAAACAGAUGGGCGACUCUCGUCCUCUCUCGCUCUCACCUAAGGGUUCUAGACAAUCUUUCCGGUCAUUCGGAUCAACGGAUGAGAUUUACCAUCAAGAUGCUCGAGAAAUCCAUCUGGGCCUUCCAAUGAGCUUCUCCAGUCCAUCAGUCACCGAUUUCAUCCGAGAGAUGAGCAGUCCUUCGGUCACCGACUUCGUCCGAGAGAUAAGCAGUCCUUCCGUCACCGACUUCGUCCUAGACUUCGGCCAUGAUCAGGAAGUGGGCCCCACUGCUGAACCAACGGCAUCCGAGAAGCAAACUGUCCCACAACCGUGGGCUAAAGUGAUAGUCGUGAUGGCCUUCACAAGCGUAGUGGGCCUUCUCAGUGUCAGUUACACAAUCAACGGUAAUGGCAACCUUAUCCCAGCCACCCUAUUUAGCGGACGGCCUGUAUCGUUCGGAUUCUUUCUCUUAGUAGUCAUGGUCACAUUCUAUAUCUCUAUCAUAGCAAUGAUCAUACGGCCAGUCUUGCCAUUGAUAGCCAAAGUCCUCAACAUAAUGGCCUUUGUUUGUGUGGUUUUAGGGGUCACAGUCCUGUUGUGGGCCAUGCUUCCUAAAAGCAUCAGCUGGGUCCCAUGGAUUUUUUUUUCGUUCACGAUCUUGAUUGCUUUUGGAGUGAUAGUUUAUGAGUGGUUCGUUUAUGUAAAGAAGGUUAAAGAGAAAGGGACUACAAAGAGGCCCACUACAUAAGAUGGGCCCACUAUGUAUAUAGAUGAGGAAUUGGAUGGAUGGUUCGUUUGUAUGAGUGGGUCCAUGGUUGGAUGAUCAGCACCAUUGAUCUGAUAGGCCGCACAAAGGAACCAAAAAAUAUCUCAUUUAGGAAUAUCCUAGCUGUCCAUUCUCUUGAGAUUUUCAUGUAAAAUGGGACGGUUUUUGUAAUUUUUAUUUUUUAUUUCUUUUUCCUGAUCCGUCUAUUUGUACUCGCCUGAUUCGGCCUGGGAUUGUCGCAUCAGGGAUAUUUAUGUAUACCCAUCAGAUCAACAUUCGGAUAUAAACUAUGGACCUGUUUGUGCUGAUUGAACCGUUCGGAUUGUCUCGUUGGGGUGGCUUCGGGCCAAGGCAUUGAUGUGUAUCCAGUUGUACUCUAUCCAGUAAAUUUUAGAUUAUUUGUUAAGA
This is a messenger RNA of Magnolia sinica, 1258 nucleotides long. RefSeq lists its product as uncharacterized. The record is from RefSeq and is a predicted model, not a curated record. The transcript has 2 exons. NCBI's taxonomy places the organism in Eukaryota, Viridiplantae, Streptophyta, Magnoliopsida, Magnoliales, Magnoliaceae. Bases 110 to 832 code for a protein of 240 amino acids.